AUGGACUUUUCACUACGCCUAUUGGUCGGAUCCCAAAAGUUUUGUCAUUGGAUUCAGGCGCAGGCAAAACAAUAUAUUGAAUGGGGGGAUUUGACUACCCACGAUACGUGGAGCGUCACUCCCCUCUUAGCUUUGUACAACUUCUCAUUCUCCUCCGAUACCUUGCAUAUCCUCAAAGAAAACAGGAUUAGGCUGAACACUCAGCUAACAAUGUUGGCUAGCUAUAAAGCACUGAGUCCGUUAGUCCAUUUUGAGUCCAUAAAUAAAUCCAUCACCCAAAGCACGUGCAUCUUGCGGUGCACCAGCGCCACUCUCCGAGUCAUUGUUUCCAAGCAAAGCAAUUGUCAUAUCGAGUGCUGCAAGAGUUGA
Molecule: messenger RNA, 369 nt
Organism: Laccaria bicolor S238N-H82
Lineage: Eukaryota; Fungi; Basidiomycota; Agaricomycetes; Agaricales; Hydnangiaceae
Exons: 1
Coding region: 1-369 (122 amino acids)
Source: RefSeq, a predicted model, not a curated record